Molecule: messenger RNA, 2455 nt
Organism: Phaedon cochleariae (mustard beetle)
Lineage: Eukaryota; Metazoa; Arthropoda; Insecta; Coleoptera; Chrysomelidae
Source: the annotation of a GenBank genome assembly
GCCAAGUUCACAUGGCUGCCCUUAACCUUACUAUUUUCUAUUUUGUUGUUGUUGGUAGUGUUUACGAAUCAAUAAUAUCUGUGUCCAGAUGUUUGAAAAAGUAUUUUAGCGUUAUUUAAAUAACUUUGUUCCUCUUCUUUUAGUUCCCUCUUAUAUUGUGUUUCCGAGUUUUCAUCAUAUAAUCGUUUGUUCAGUUCGCGAACGCAUAGUUCGGGAGAAUCGGGAGUGUUCUCAAUGUCUUUUUCUGAUUAAAUGAAGAACUCCUAACAGUUGUGCGUUGUGAGACAACAAAAGCGAUAAGACUACUAAUUUCUUAUAUUCAGGUCUAACGGUUGCUGAUCGACUGCUCAAAUCUACAAUUUGAUAUUUCUGAGGCUGAUAGUACCUACAUCCAAAAAUAAAGGGCAGUUCAAUCAUGGAGGAAACUGAAGCAAGACUUGGAACUCAACAAAUAUCAGAGGCCUCAGAUUUUUUAUUUCUACCAUUAGAUAUUUUCAUAGUAGCCUUAAUAGUGGGAGGAAUUAGUUGGUACUUGUUAAAUAAGCACAAGAAAACUAUCACAGUAUCAAGCGGGAGGUCAUAUUCUAUACAGCCCACAUCUAUAACAUUACAAAGUCCAUCGGACAAUUCGUUUAUAAAGAAAUUACAAACUUCUGGUAGGAGUCUAGUCGUAUUUUAUGGUAGCCAAACAGGAACAGGAGAAGAAUUUGCUGGCCGGUUAGCCAAAGAAGGAGCCAGAUAUAGGUUGAAGGGUAUGGUAGCAGAUCCUGAAGAAUGUGAUAUGGAAGAACUAGUUAAUUUGAAAAACAUCCCAAACUCUUUGGCAGUUUUUUGCCUAGCUACCUAUGGUGAAGGUGACCCAACUGACAAUGCCAUGGAAUUUUAUGAAUGGUUACAAAAUGGUGAUGCUGACCUUAAUGGACUGACAUAUGCUGUUUUUGGAUUAGGAAAUAAGACGUAUGAACAUUAUAACGAAGUAGCUAUUUACGUAGACAAACGACUUGAGGAACUAGGUGCUACUAGAGUUUACGACCUUGGACUUGGAGAUGACGAUGCGAACAUCGAAGACGACUUCAUCACAUGGAAGGACAAAUUCUGGCCUGCAGUUUGCGAACAUUUCGGCAUCGAAGCCACAGGAGAAGACAUCAACAUGCACCAAUACAGGCUCGAAGAGUUCGAGGAAGCUCCGGACAGGGUGUUCGUCGGAGAAAUGGCGAGGUUGCACUCGUUGAAGAACCAACGACCACCCUAUGACGCCAAAAACCCCUUCUUGGCCAAGAUCAAAGUCAACCGUGAGCUGCACCAGCAGGGCGACCGCUCUUGCAUGCACAUCGAGUUCGACAUCGAAGGAUCGAAGAUGCGCUAUGAUUCUGGCGACCAUCUUGCCGUCUACCCAAUAAAUGAUGCAGAACUAGUUGAGAAGAUCGGCAAGCUGUGUGGGAAGGACUUGGAGACUAUUUUCACGCUGAUCAAUACGGAUGAGGAGUCGAGCAAGAAGCACCCGUUUCCGUGUCCGUGUUCGUAUAGGACGGCACUCACGCACUAUUUGGAUAUCACGCAGAAUCCGAGGACCCACGUUCUCAAGGAGUUGGCAGAGUACUGCACCGAUGAAGCGCACAAGGAAAAAUUGAGGCUUAUGUCGAGCACUUCACCCGAGGGAAAGGCUCUUUAUCAGUCGUGGAUCAUUGAGGACAACAGGAAUAUCGUACACGUGAUAGAGGAUAUGCCUUCUUGCCAGCCCGCUUUGGAUCAUCUCUGUGAGCUCUUGCCGAGACUUCAGCCUAGGUACUACUCGAUUUCCUCGUCUUCCAAGCUAUACCCCAACACUGUUCACAUCACCGCCGUAGUGGUAGAGUAUGACACGCCCACUGGCCGGCACAAUAAGGGCGUGGCCACCACCUGGUUGAAGGAGAAGGUCCCUGAUCCGGAGAAAGAGGCGCCCGUCGUUCCUGUCUUCAUCCGCAAGUCCCAGUUUAGACUUCCGACCAAAACGCAGACGCCAAUCAUCAUGAUCGGCCCAGGAACUGGUCUGGCCCCCUUCAGAGGCUUCAUCCAGGAGCGCAACCUCUCCAAGACCGAGGGCAAGCCGGUAGGUGAGUCGGUGCUGUAUUUCGGGUGCCGCAAGCGCAGUGAGGACUUCAUCUACGAGGAGGAGCUGCUCGAGUACGAGAAGAACGGGCUGCUCACGCUGCAUCUGGCCUUCUCUAGGGACCAGCCCCAGAAGGUGUACGUCACGCAUCUGCUGCAGCAGCAGGCUGAUGAGGUGUGGCGGGUGAUCGGCGAUAAUAACGGCCACUUGUACAUUUGCGGAGAUGCUAAAACGAUGGCUUUCGAUGUCAGAGCUAUUCUUAUCAAAAUUCUACAAGAAAAGGGCCAGAUGACUGAACAACAAGCUUUGGCCUACUUGAAGAAAAUGGAAACUCAAAAACGAUUCUCCGCUGAUGUGUGGAGUUAA